Messenger RNA from Morone saxatilis (striped sea-bass), 1050 nucleotides. RefSeq lists its product as uncharacterized. The record is from RefSeq and is a predicted model, not a curated record. NCBI's taxonomy places the organism in Eukaryota, Metazoa, Chordata, Actinopteri, Moronidae. The transcript is spliced from 2 exons. Gene Ontology annotation, biological process: regulation of transcription by RNA polymerase II. Gene Ontology annotation, molecular function: RNA polymerase II cis-regulatory region sequence-specific DNA binding; DNA-binding transcription factor activity, RNA polymerase II-specific. Bases 1 to 1050 code for a protein of 349 amino acids.
AUGAUGUCGAUGAACAGCAAACAACCUUUCAGUAUGCACCCCAUACUCCACGAGCCCAAAUACACUCCACUGCACUCCAGCUCGGAGGCCAUCCGCAGGGCCUGCCUGCCCACACCAUCGCUUCAGGGCAACAUCUUCGCCGGCUUUGAUGAGACUUUGCUGCAGAGAGCCGAGGCUCUGGCCGCUGUGGACAUUGUGGCCCAGAAGAGUCAUCCGUUCAAACCAGACGCGACCUACCACACCAUGACCACCAUGACCAGCAUGACCUGCACCCCGACCUCCUCCUCCGCGCACCUGCACCACCCGUCGGUGCUCAGCUCCCACCACCACCACCACCCGGCGCACCACCAGCCGUCACAGGGCCUGGAGGGAGACCUGCUGGACCACCUCACACCGGGCAUCUCUUUGGGAGGCAUGGCCGGCUCGGACGUCUGCUCCACUGCCUCUCACACCGCCCACGCAGCCCACAUGUCGGCCAUCAACCACAUGCAGCACCACCAUCACUCACAGUCCAUGAACAUGCACCCACACGGGCUGGGGUCCCACAGCUCCUUGGGGACUGGCUUAGACUCGGAGCCCGAUCCUCGGGAACUGGAGUCGUUCGCCGAGAGGUUCAAACAAAGGAGGAUCAAACUCGGGGUGACCCAGGCGGACGUUGGCGCGGCCCUGGCCAACCUUAAGAUCCCCGGGGUCGGGUGUCUGAGCCAGAGUACCAUCUGCAGGUUCGAGUCCCUGACGCUGUCGCACAACAACAUGGUAGCCCUUAAGCCGAUCCUGGAGGCCUGGUUGGAGGAGGCGGAGCGGGCGCAGAGGGAGAAGAUGGCCAAGCCGGAGAUCUUCAACGGGGGCGACAAAAAGAGGAAACGAACGUCCAUCGCCGCCCCCGAGAAGCGCUCCCUGGAGGCUUAUUUCGCCGUGCAGCCGAGGCCCUCGUCGGAGAAGAUCGCCGCAAUCGCCGAGAAACUGGACCUGAAAAAGAACGUGGUCCGGGUUUGGUUUUGCAAUCAGAGGCAAAAGCAGAAACGGAUGAAGUUUUCUGCGACGCACUAA